This is a messenger RNA of Pipra filicauda (Wire-tailed manakin), 4763 nucleotides long. It is a transcript of the gene ST6GAL1, whose product is annotated as ST6 beta-galactoside alpha-2,6-sialyltransferase 1. Bases 2233 to 3534 code for a protein of 433 amino acids. The transcript is spliced from 8 exons. The record is from RefSeq and is a predicted model, not a curated record. NCBI's taxonomy places the organism in Eukaryota, Metazoa, Chordata, Aves, Passeriformes, Pipridae. Gene Ontology annotation, molecular function: sialyltransferase activity.
UCCCUGCCUAUGGCAGGGGGUUGGAAGAAGAUGAUCUUUGAGAUCCCUUUCAACCUAAACCAUUCUAGAAUGAUUCUCUGGAGCUAUAUAUCUUUUUAUGUUGUAUAUAUUUUUUAUGUUGUUUAUAUUUUUAUAUAAAUUGAUAUUAGUUCUUCACCCAGCUCUUAUUUGUCCAGCAGAGAUUCUGUGUAAAUAAUUAUCAGGGAGUUAGGCACUUUGUGAGGUGCAUUAGCAGAAAUGUUGCAGAAAUGGAAAUGUUAUGUUCUGGUUUCUCUGGGCUGGUGUUGCACAGGUGAGCCUGACAUGAAAUAUGUAUGUUUUAUGAGAGUCGAGAAGGUGCUGGAUGGAUUUUGCUCUCAUCCAGAUAACGAUGUCUGUGAAUAUGAAGCCUGUUUCCUAUUAACAGCUGUUCCUGCAGUCUUGAAAUUCACUUUUCACAAAUGGGUCUGUUCAUGAAAGAGUAGUGCUUUCCUGGGAAGAUCAUAAAAGAGCGACGGGUUGUAUCUUAACAAAGUCCUUCCAGAGCUUGGUAUUUUGUGGAGUUUGUAACUGCCUAAGGAGCUGCCUUUCACCUUUCUGAACAAAAGGCAUCAUGGAAGGGAUCUCCAACAAAUGCUGCAGGGGCAGAUUUUAGUGGAACAGAGAUGGGAUUCAGGUUGAAGGAGUCGGGAGCAGAGAUGAAAUAGUCCCCUGGAUGUGUUUUAGUAUUGGAGGCAGGGGGAUUCCCAAAGGCAAAAACGGGAUUGAUAGAAAUAGGUGUUGCUUGUGCCUGUGACAUGAAAGGGUAUUUUGAGAGACGUGGGAGUGCCCAGCUGGAGAGGAAAGAAGAGCAGCGCUGGAAGGCCACUUUAAUUCAGGAAUGCCUUGUGUGAUGGGUUAGUCAGGCUUUCUGCUCAUCCUACAAAGUGAGGGAUCAUUGGCAUUUUCAGGCUCUUCGAAUUUAAUUUAACCUGUGCUUAAAGGACAGCCGUCUUGAAUCUUGCAGACUGAGCAGCUCACCUGUAGAUGGAGGAGUCUGAAAAAGUGCUGUAUAUUUGGCACUGAGCAGUGGCUCCAUGUGAUGUGUGCAUGAACCAUGGCCUGCUUUAACAGAGGGGUCUGAAAAGUGCAGAAAGGAGGGAAAGCUGCAUGGAAAGAAUCUAAUUUUCUUUGGCUCUAUCUGCUGGCUUUCAGAGCAGUCACUAAUUCUGUCUUCUAUUUUAUUCUUUUAUAUAUAAUAGCGUGGGUGUGGACUGGGAAUUAUUUUAAGCCCUGUGGAUGUGGCUCAGCAAUUUCAAAUGUGGUUAGAAGUGUGAUUUUAAAAACAAAGGGAAACUCCUUCAAAUCUGCACCUGGAAAAUUUAAUUUUCCAGUGUGGUGUAGCUCACCUCUGCUUUCCCACUCUCAGUUUUGGAAACUUCUUAUCACUUUGUAAAUCACUUUGCAAAACACCCAUAUCUUUCAGUUGAACUAUGUGCUCUAAGGUUGAGAAGUGUUCCUAGUUAUUAAGGGAGUGCAAUUGGGUAACUAUUUUAUUAGAUAUUCAUGGAUGGAUUGUUUAAUUAGGUAGAUAGAGGAUCGGAUCAUAUGUUUGCAAUCUAAGGAGAAAAAUUCAGAAAGUUUAAUUAAAGAUUAGUUUUAAAAUUUGAUGUCAGAAGUGAUGUGAAGUUUCAGUGUGGACACUUAAUUAAAAUCAGUUUAGUUCAUGCUGGAAGUGAAUAGGAAUGAAGGAAAUUUAAGCUUACCAUGGCUACAGAUGUGGGGGUGUACCAAGGUCAUUAAUGCAUGUUAACUCAUACUUUUAAAAUUAAUUCCUGACGUUAAUUUGGCUUGAUUCUUUCCAUCUGUCCAUGCAGACAACACUCUGGAAGUUUCACAUUUUUUGAGAUAUUGCAGAAAUUACUUCUUCUCCCCACUAUUCCUUCGCAGCAUCUGAGCUGAGAUUUUACACUGGAUGAGGACUGCACGUCAAGCCCUGCAGGCUAGAGAAUUCGAUUAAGAGGGACAUGAGAGCAUGAAGAAUUGCAUGGAUGUGCUUCCUGUGGUGGCACCUCCUACAGAUCUUACCUGGCAACCUACUGCUGCCUGGAAGGGAAUGACAAGGAACUGCUGUGGGCAGCAAGGGAACCUGGAGAUGAAGGUGUUUCUUGAACUCUUCAGUGCACCACAGAACUGUUGUGUUUUGGGAUAUUCUGCUUAAGCCUUCAGAAGAAAAUCUGCCAAGAGCCAAAAAUGACUUGAGUUGGAGAGCUGAUGCUUUUUCCACGGGACCAGCUUCCAGUGGACCAUUUGGAUGCACCAUACACUAUGGUUCACAUCAAUGUGUUGAAAAAAUUAAUGUGUGUUCUUGUGGUGAUACUGGUAGCACUGACAGUUUGCCUGUGGAGAGAGACAAGAAGAAGCUACUACAAUCCUUUCAAGAUUGAGAACGAUGAUUUGCAGGGUCACAGGAGUUCAGAAAAAUGGAACACUGUUAAAUCACAAGGCCUCUUCCGUGAAGCAGCCAGCGAGUUGGGUCAGGUAUCCAAAACAUGGCUUGGUACCCAAAACAAACCAAAAGGCAGCAUCUCUGAAACAGUGGAAAAGUCCAAGAAAGCAGCAGCCUCUGUGAAGGUAUGGGAUAAGGACAGUUCAUCCAAAAAUCUCAUACCCAGGCUGCAGAAGGUCAGAAAAAACUACCUGGCCAUGAACAAGUACAAUGUGACUUACAGUGGGAAGAGGAACACUGCUAAACUCAGCCCGGAGAAGCUGCUGUGCCAGCUGCGGGACAGGGUCAACGUGACCAUGAUACAGGGGUCAGAUGGUCCUUUUGGUACCUCUGAAUGGCAGCAAUACCUACCAGGGAAGAGCCUCAGUGAAACAGUGGGCCACCUGGGUCGCUGUGCUGUCGUGUCCUCAGCUGGGUCUCUGAAAUCAUCUCAUCUGGGACAAGAGAUAGACAGCCACGAUGCUGUCUUGCGGUUCAAUGGGGCUCCCAUCAAGGGCUUUCAAGAUGACGUGGGGCAGAAGACAACAAUCCGUCUUGUCAAUUCCCAGCUUGUCACUGUUGAAGAGAAGCAGUUCCUGAGGGAAGCGCUAUAUAACACUGGAAUUUUAAUUGUCUGGGAUCCAGCACCUUAUCAUGCAGAAAUUCAUGAGUGGUACAGAAAACCAGACUACAACUUUUUUGAAAGCUAUAAGGCGUAUCGUAGAACACAUCCAGAGCAGCCCUUCUAUAUCCUGAAUCCAAAAAUGCAGUGGCAACUCUGGGACAUUCUGCAGGAGAAUUCCCUGGAGCAUAUUCAGCCUAAUCCACCGUCAUCAGGAAUGCUUGGCAUUGUGAUCAUGAUGACACUCUGUGAUGAGGUGGACGUGUACGAAUUCCUCCCUUCCAAGCGGCAGACGGACAUUUGCCACUAUUACCAGAAGUUUCAUGACCACGCCUGCACCAUGGGAGCUUACCACCCUCUGCUCUUCGAGAAGAACCUGGUGAAGCACAUGAACCAGGGCACAGACGAGGACAUCUAUACUCAUGGGAAAGCCACCCUGCCCGGCUUCCGAAAAGCGCGUUGCUAAUGGAUUGGUGUUUAGUUUUCCUUGACUGUCAAAGCACUUUUUAAAUCAGGGUUGUCAGAUUUGUUAGGUCUAAGCACUGGUGUGUUUUGACAGCUCUUCCAUGUAGCAGCGCUUGCUCUUAGGACUUCGUUGACCAGCUCUGUGAGGUGGUGUUAACUCACUGUGGUACAUCCACACCAUAUCUGCAUGAGUCACUGCAAUAAAUUCACUCCCAGUGGAGCCAGGCUCAUGCAGUGGGUGGAUACCUCUGUCUGCCUCUCAGCCCAUGAUGGUGUGGGGGAGGUGCAGGAGAGGCUUUCUGAGCAGAGAUUGCACAAGUUGGGAUCAAAUGGUGAAUACAGUUUGGUUUGCUUAAAAAGGGUUAUGACAGCCAAAAACCUGGUCCAUUGGGAAACAAGAGAAAUAAUUUAAAAUUUGUUCCCAUAGUCCUAGGAGCUCUUCAGAGCAGGACUGAUCUAUGGAAAUGCUGUCAAGCUGUGUACUGAUAAGCUAAAUUCCUUGUCCAAAAUAUUUCAUUUUAUAAAUAGUUUGUAAAAUUACCUUGACAACUUCCUUCUGAAUUGUAAGACUUCUAAAACCACUCAGGUGACAUUUUUGACCAAGGAAGAGGGAGGCAAUUCACAAUUCAGUGAUUCUUGCAAGACUUUUAAAUCUUGUUACUUUUUUAAAAAUAAUUUAAAAUAAAUUUUAGUGAACAUUUACUUCUCCAGUACAGUGUUGGGCUUGGUACAGAAGAACCCUUAUUUCAGAAAUGUUUUGGGGAAGAUGCUCCAAGGCACACAUGGGAGAGCUCACUGGAAGUCAGUACCUCUUUCCAGCUGUCUGCUGCUCUACCUUUGCAAUUGUUGGCAAAUUACUUCCUGUCCCCAGUAACAAAUACCACAGAGCUGCUUCUAGAUGAGUUCCAGUCUUCUGCAAGCUACCAGAAGGAAUCUCUCGGCUGCUGUGUGCUUUUCUGAGUAGGUGGGGAGCAGAUUUACUGCUUCCAUGCUUCAUGAGGUGUGAGGAGGGAGAGUGUGCUCUGCUUCUCAUGCUGAAACAGGCAGAACUGAGAAGGGCAGCUUUUUCCUGCUCCAGGGGACUCCUGUGGCAGCAUGAUGGAAGUAGUAGCUGUGCAAUCUCUUGUAUGCUGGUGAGAACACCUUCCCUGUCUCCUGUACUGGUGUGUUUCAUCAGGUCUGUAAAGAAAGCUUUUUCUUCUCCUGUUUUGAAUAAAUCCUGUGAAGUCA